This is a messenger RNA of Cladocopium goreaui, 1132 nucleotides long. The record is from the annotation of a GenBank genome assembly. Lineage: Eukaryota; Dinophyceae; Suessiales; Symbiodiniaceae.
AUUGCUGCAGGUUCAUUUCACUGAUAGUUCUUCAGCUCGGCAGCUGGUUUCACGCCAAGGAGCUGGGAAGGUGCGCCACUUAGCUGGAAAGAUCUUGUGGGUUCAAUCGAAGGUGAGAGAAGGAGAUGUGUUACUUUCACAGAUCUCUACAAGUUUUAACAUCAGUGAUGUGGGCACCAAUCCUUUGUCGAAGAAGAGACUGGUGGCGAUGAUGGGUGAAAUCGGCAUGAUGCAUGUGGAGUCUGGAGAAACCGUGGGGGAAAUGGAGCGCGAUGAGUUGCGCACUUAUGGCUCAAACAGCAAAAGCCUAUCCAAGAUCGCAAAGACCGUUCUGAAACUCACUGCCAUGAUGGGCCUUGAGCCUAUGCAAGUUGCGGCCCAGGAGGAGACUUGCAAUGAGACCAACCAAAAGGACAGCAGCUUUUGGAUCUGGACCAGCCUCAUGGUGUUAGCAUGUGCAUGGAUGGCAGUGUGCUUCAUAGCGUUUUGGUUUUGGAAGAAGUUGGACAAGCGUUUGUACUGGAACGAGGUGCAGCUGGCUGAGGACGACAGCAUGCUGGGAAGGCACAGAGACCAGCUCAGUACGCUACAGGAUCAGCUCACAAACCUACGUGGGAAGUUCGAGAGGCAUGUGGAGAGAUAUGAUGGAGAAUUUGAAGUUUUGGAGGACUACGGAGACUCCAUUCGGUUUGGACUGGUCGAGAUUGGUGGGUUCGUCAGGCACCAGAAGCUCACAACGCAGCAGCGAGAAUCUUUGCAGGUGCUUGAAAAGGCCAACAUGGCCAUCUUUGAUCAAAACAAGAAGACUCCAGAGAAUACGGACCCUCCGAGGAAAAGCACAGUGGAUGGAGAGGAAGCCAUGAGUCAGUUGGAAAACCUCUUGAACAACCUCAGAGCACAGCAGAAUGAAAGCCUUGCAAACGAAUUGUAUGAAGAUGCCCGAGAACUUCAAAGGGCAAUCGACAGCGUACUGGAGGCAAAAGAAACUGGAGCAGGACUCACAGCAGACCUACUGUUCCAGGUUCGAAAUUGCUUUCAGAGAGUGUUCCGGAAAGCACGAAACAGAGGAGAAGAAUGGCUGUCUCAGGUCUACAAGUUUUACGUGGACGACAUGCAGCAGCUAUUGAAAUGA